Molecule: messenger RNA, 555 nt
Organism: Dibothriocephalus latus
Lineage: Eukaryota; Metazoa; Platyhelminthes; Cestoda; Diphyllobothriidea; Diphyllobothriidae
Source: the annotation of a GenBank genome assembly
ACGGCGCCCUCUACCCGCCCACGUCGCACACAACCCAUCCUGACGGCGGAGAUGAUGGAGAAGGAGAAAGCGCAGCUGCGCGAGGAGAUCGCUCGCCUCAACGCUCUGGCUGACAGUUUGCGACCAGUCUGUGCCAACUACCAAAAUACCUUCGAGGAGGCUUUGGACCUGAAGUGCCGCUCCUGUAUGGCUUUCGACAGCGCUGCUACCCAGGCCAGAGAGGAGCUAGCGGCGACGUGCAGCGAGGCUGAGACGGUUCACAAGGCUCUAGAGGACUCCAACCGCCGUUUCCUGAAAAUAAAGGAGACUAUUGAGGAGAGACAAAAGGUACUAGCCCCUGAACUGACUACAUUCUCCACUAGGGCCCUGGAAGCGCUGGAUGUCGAGAAGCAGGCCGCCGAACGGGAAGUCAACAGACUUCGUGUGCGGGCCAAACAGUUGGACCUGAAGGCGACAUCACUGGAGGAAGAAGUGCAGCGAGUGGUACGUCGACUCUGCGGGCGCCAUUUCCUACCCUUUUAUUACUUUUUGUGGGGUAGUCUAGAAACAGAGUGA